Oncorhynchus kisutch (coho salmon) is the source of this 1657-nucleotide messenger RNA. Its product is annotated as F-box/WD repeat-containing protein 7. The transcript is spliced from 8 exons. Gene Ontology annotation, molecular function: protein binding. The record is from RefSeq and is a predicted model, not a curated record. Bases 320 to 1642 code for a protein of 440 amino acids. Lineage: Eukaryota; Metazoa; Chordata; Actinopteri; Salmoniformes; Salmonidae.
ACGUCAUCACAGCACGCCAACCCGUUUGGGUUUCUCUUGCAGAAGAUAAAAGAGACUGAAAAGUGCCUCUUUCUCCGACCUAUACGAGCGUUUUAUGUUUCUCUGUAGACUCCAUGCCCUUCGCCGUCUGAUGAACGGUUGUUAGCGUAUUUUACGGGGGGGAUAAAAGGGGCCAAAAUCAGAUUUAUUUCGAGUGCAAAGACUGGAUAAAACGCCACUGUACUUGCAACAACGGCCAUCUGUUUUCGGUGAAGUUUUAUCGACCAGGAUGCCCCAGCCCUCUUCUCCCAUCUGAAGACUGUAGGACAGUAGUCUGGAGAUGAAGCAGGAUCCAUUGACCAAAGGUGGUAACACCGCCACAUCCUGUCCAGGAAGGAUAGACUCUAUUGGGGUAAUGAUGCUAGCCAGCACCCCCUCCUCCACUUCCUCCCUCUCUUCCUCCAUCUCUUCUUCAUCCUCCCUGCAGGGAGAAAAGAGAAAGGGAGAUGAGGAGUUCAUUUGUCGAGAGGAGGAAGGGGAGGUGGUCAGCGUUGCUAUAGUGACCAUAGCGGAGGAGUCCUGCCCUUCCGAACCGUUUGGAACUGUCGCCCACGGGGAGGUAGCAGCCAAUGAGAGUGGGGUGAGGGAUGGAGACUGCCAAUCAAAAACUAACCAAAGUACCCAAACUGAAGAAGAGGAGAAGCAUGAGGGGGAGGAAGGAGGAGAGGAGGAGGAGGAGGAAGAAGAGAUGGCUGAAGAUGAGAGUGACCAUUCUGCCCUGUUGGAGGAGGAGGAGGAUGAUGAGGGAAGGAACCAGGUGUUUGUCUCGGAUGACAACUUGGGGUUGUCGGACAGUCUGACCCCUGGAAAACCAACACUCCUCAACAUCAAGAUGAAGAGGAAGUUGGACCAUGGACCAGACGUCAGGCCGUUCUCUUCAGGCAAGAAACACUGCAAAGGUUCCAGCUACCUCAGUCCCUGCAGUCUUGUUCCAUUCCAGACCACGCCCACUACCUUUGGAGACCUGCGAGCAGCCAAUGGGCAUUCAGCUCAGCGGAGACGUGUCACCUCAGGCCCGCCCCCCUCUGGCCUACAGGACUGGCUUCACACCUUCCAGGCGUGGAGUGGUCCUGAGCGCCUAUUGGCUCUGGAUGACUUGAUUGACAGCUGUGAGUCCAAUCAGGUGAAGCACAUGAUGCAGGUUAUUGAGCCUCAGUUCCAACGAGACUUCAUCUCCCUGCUGCCCAAAGAGUUGGCCCUGUAUGUCCUGACGUUCCUGGAGCCCAGAGAUCUGAUGCAUGCUGCUCAGACCUGUUCCUAUUGGAGGAUACUGGCUGAGGAUAACCUGCUGUGGAGAGAGAAGUGUAGGGAGGAGGGUAUAGAAGAGUCCCUGGUUGUUCAGAGGAGGAAGACUCUAAAACCUGGGUUCCUCCACUCCCCCUGGAAGAGUGCCUACGUACAACAACACCGGAUAGAGAGCAACUGGAGGACUGGGGAUAUCACCUCACCUAAGGUCCUGAAGGGUCACGAUGAUCAUGUGAUCACAUGUCUGCAGUUCUGUGGUGACCUCAUCGUCAGUGGAUCUGAUGACAACAGUCUGAAAGUCUGGUCUGCCCUGACCAGCAAGGUAAGGCUGAUAUCCACACUGCUACCCUGUUGGUAAGGCUGAUAUCCACAC